AUUGCAAGAUAAGAAAUAUUCCACUCUGGUUGAAAAUAAAGGAAUAUCUUUUCUUCUUUCAAGUGAAUAAAAAAUUAAACAAACAAAAGAUGUUUAUAUCUGACGAAAAAAAUAUAAAAAAUAUGAGUAUCCUAAAAUUAUCUAAUAUAUCUUGCUUCGGCCUUUUUUUUAUUUUUUUAAUUUUAAAAAUAAAUUUUGAUCAAAGCUCAUAUGAUCAUAUUAAUAAAAAGUAUAACCUUCUAUUAAAGGAGUAUUUUUUAACACACACAAAUAUGGAGAAAUCAUAUGAUACUUUUACAUAUUCAGCAGAUUACUACAACUUUUUAAACUCCAUAGUCAUAAAGAAUAUCAUGAGAAAUAAAAAAGACUUGCAAAAUAAAAAUUUAUUCGAUAUUAAUUUGAAUUUAAAUGAUUACAAUAUUUCUAUAUAUGAUGAUUUUUUUAAUCCUUUUCCAUACGACGUCUUUCUAAAAUUUAGCGGCGACAACCAAAUAUCCGAUGAAAUAACUAUAGGCAAUCCGUUACUUGCACACGAAUCCAACAAUGAGAGUACCAAAUUAGAGAAUUAUAAAAGUAUCAUAGAGGAUAAUAAGGGAAGGAUAAAAUAUUAUGACGCUUAUUCGAUUCUCUACAACUUUGAAUACUCCCUAUCUUUAUUAAUAAGGACGUCGUUUAAUGUGCAGAAUUAUGGUGUGUUUAAAAAAGAUAAAGAAAUUUUCGUUCAUGAGAUAUAUGAAGAUAAUUAUAAUAACAUGUAUAAUUAUAAAUAUAUUUUAUUAAUAAUUAUGUUUAUCAUAACAAUAAUAUAUUUAAUUUUAACUAUAUUUAUGGUGUAUUAUAUAAGAAGCAAGAUUUAUAUUUCUUUUUUUUCCUUUUUUUUCUUAAACUGCUUCUUUUUUUUCCUAUUUCAUUUUAUGAGCUUCACACCAGUUAGCUAUUUUUAUGAUUAUAUUAACGACAUAAAGGAAAAUCAAAUAUCCGAAAUAUUUAAUGACAUGAAUAAACAAGACAAUUUUAGAUCCUUAUUAUUUGAUUUAUUAAAAAUAAAAUGGUAUAAAUUUUAUGCAAAUUUAUUUUCUUAUAUCAUUAUUCUUACAUCCUUAUUAAAUAUCUUUUUUUUUUUUUUUAUAAAUCAUAUUUCAUUUUUAAUAAAGUAUAAAAAAAUUUUUCUAUUCGUGAGCAUACCUAUAUGGAUCUCAGUUUUUUUCAUGUCCUUAAUAGGAUCUUAUUUUCCAUGUAAUAUCCAGAAGAACAUUUUUAAGUGGAUACUUUUAUUUUAUCAAAUUCAAACAAACCAGAAUUCUUUCCCUUACGAAGUCUUAAACAAAUUUAUUUUUGUUUUCUUCUUAUUUUACCUUACCUCCAUAUUCCUAUUUAUUUAUGUAAAGAAAAAACCAAACAUAAUUAAACUAAAAAAACGAAAUUAUCAAAAUGAUAAAGACACAAAACAGGUACCUUUUAAUCACACGAAUAUAUACGAAAACUAUGAUAUCCUACUAUACUUUAAAGCUCUUUUAUAUUCAUUAGAUAAAACUUUUGAAAAGGUCCAAUUAUUGAAAGAAAAAAAUAAAUUUUCUCAAAUGCUUAAUCUUCAGAUUAAUAUGUAUAAUAUGUAUGAAAAACAAAAAAUGAUGUUGCAAUAUGGGGACAUAAACGCACAAGGUAAUUACAUGAUGAGAAAUCAAGAUAAUUAUUUUAUGAAUGGUCAGGGGAAUAAUUACAUGAUGAGAAAUCAAGAUAAUUAUUUUAUAAAUGGUCAGGGGAAUAAUUACAUGAAUGGACAAACGAAUAAUUACAUGAAUGGUCAGGAAAAUAAUUACACAAAUAGCCAAAAGAAUAAUUUCAUGAAUGGCCAAAUGAAUAAUUGCAUGAAUGGUCAGGAAAAUAAUUACACAAAUAGCCAAAAGAAUAAUUUCAUGAAUGGUCAAAUGAAUAAUUGCAUGAAUGGUCAGGAAAAUAAUUACACAAAUAGCCAAAAGAAUAAUUUCAUGAAUGGCCAAACGAAUAAUUACAUGAAUGGCCAAACGAAUAAUUACAUGAAUGGUCAGGAAAAUAAUUACAUGAAUGGCCAAACGAAUAAUUUCAUGAAUGGCCAAACGAAUAAUUUCAUGAAUGGCCAAACGAAUAAUUUCAUGAAUGGCCAAAUGAAUAAUUUCAUGAAUGGCCAAAUGAAUAAUUUCGUGAAUGGCCAAAUGAAUAAUUACAUGAACAGUCAGGUACAUACAGAAAAUCCUUAUAGACCAAAUGAAAACGUUCAAACAUCAAGCCAAAUAAUGAAUGGCAAACAUAAUUAUGAUCAUAGGAUGGCGGGAAAUAUACAAGAGGGGAAAGGUAUAAAUACAAACUCAAAACAUAAAUUGUAUGAAAUUAAAAAAAACGAUGAUCACGACAUUAUAGAUGAAGAUACGUCAAAUAAUGAAGAUUUGGAGAGACAAAAUAAAAAUAAAGACGAUGAAGUAGAUAUGAUUGAAAAGAUAGAGAAUAUGAGUUUAUUUUUUACAAAUAUAUUGAAUGAGAAAUAUGAUUUUAAUUUUUUAAAAGAUGAAAAUAUAAAGAAUAAUAAGAAGAAAACGUUAGUACAGUGGAUAAUAUCUGGACUUUAUGAUAAGGAUAAUUAUAGAAGAAAUGAAGAGAAUAAGGAAAAAAGGCAAAAAACCACAAAGCAAUUAAAACGUAUGAUUGAAAAUUUGAAUGAAGAUUUAUAUUACAUAGACAAAAUAAAAAUAUCAUUUACAUAUUUACUUUUUCUAAAGAUAAAAAAAUAUAUACUUAUACAAAAGUUCAAUAAUUUAAAAGAAAAAAAAGGGGAAUUAAAAACAACAUAUCAAAAUAAAAUAUUAUAUAAAACUCAUCUAAGUAAACUUCAACAUAAUUUAACAAAGCAAAUGUACCAGCUAGAAAAAAAUGUUCUAAUUACAAACAAUCUAAGGGAUGGUCUUAUACAUAUCAUAGAGGAUGAAGCAUUUUAUAAAAAGGAUGAAAAGAAGGAAGAAAUUAUUAAUGAGGAGGAUCAAUCAAACAAGGGCCGCAUUUUUGAAAAAUAA
Messenger RNA from Plasmodium reichenowi, 3044 nucleotides. Its product is annotated as putative membrane protein. The record is from RefSeq and is a predicted model, not a curated record. The annotation marks the transcript as partial. The transcript is spliced from 8 exons. NCBI's taxonomy places the organism in Eukaryota, Apicomplexa, Aconoidasida, Haemosporida, Plasmodiidae.